UGGUUUGUGCUGAUUGGGAACGUUGCAGAUCUUUGAAAUGAAUGAGAGUAUAGGGCUUUGCAGAAGAAGACGACGCUUCCUCUUUCUCAUGUGUCUCUGACGAGGCCUUAGGGGUUGGUAAGAAGGCUUCAACAAAUUUGUCAUUUGCUCUCCAGCUCUUUAAAUCCCCCACAGCUAUAGGAAACCAAAUGGCCGAGGAUACUAGCAAGGACCAAGGCGUUGAGCCAAGUUUGUCUGCCCCAACUUUUGAAAAGAAAGACACUGAGAUCGAAAAGAAGAAGCAGAAAGGAAUUAUAUCUCGCAUUUGGAAUAGUCUCUUUAGAAUGCAUGGCGAUGAUUUUGAGAAAAGGUUGCAACACAUUUCUAAGGAAGAAGCUUCCGUUCUAGCUAGAAUGAAGAAAAGAACUCAAAGUUGGAGGAGGAUGAUGAGGCACCUCAUUGUAUUAUCUGUCAUUAUGGAGGUUAUUGCAGUGGGUUAUGCUAUCAUGACAACAAGAUCUUUGGAUCUAAAUUGGAAGAUGAGGGCAUUUCGUGUUUUGCCUAUGUUCCUUUUGCCCGGUUUGUCUUCAGUCGCUUAUUCAGCACUUGUAAGCUUCACAAGGAUGUGUGACCGCAAGGACCAGAAAACUCUGGAAAGGCUUCGGGCUGAAAGGCAAGCAAAGAUUGAUGAGCUUAAGGAAAAGACAAAUUACUAUAUUACUCAACAGCUCAUUCAGAGAUAUGACCCUGACCCAGCAGCAAAGGCAGCUGCAGCGACUGUCCUGGCAUCAAAGUUAGGCUCAGAUUCAGGCUUAAAAGUGUAUGUAGGAGAUGAACAUCAGCUAAAUGUUCCAACAGGGAAAAGCAAUGAUGUAGAAGUUGUACAAUCUAGUGGGAUGCGAAAUAGAAAGCAGUUGCAGACCAGAUCCAGUAACCCAGGCAGUCCUGCAUUGCACCAUUCUGAUGAAAUAUCGCAUAAUGCUGGGGCUGAGGGUCCUGGAAUUUCUGAGCAUGAUCAGUUGGUUGUUGAGCAUCACACUGACAAUGGAGCGGCCCAUCAUGAUGGGGGAUGGAUUUCUCGAAUUGCUGCACUACUUGUGGGGGAGGAUCCAACAGAGUCUUAUGCACUUAUAUGUGGAAACUGUCAUAUGCAUAAUGGACUUGCCCGGAAGGAGGAUUUCCCAUAUGUAACUUAUUACUGCCCACACUGUCAUGCCCUGAAUCAAUCAAAGCAAGCAGAAGAGCAUGCUUCUCGUUCCAAUUCUCCAAGAACAGGCAGUGCUGAUGGAAUCAGCAAUGCUCCUGGUUCUGUGAGUGAUGGCACUGUCACAAGCAGCAGCCCAGUAAGAAUUGCUUCUGAGAUUGAGGAAGUAGUUGAGAAGGCUACUCCUGAAAAUCCAGUUAAAGAGGAAGACUAGUGUGGAAUCGCCAAGUCUGGUUUGGGAUAUUGUUUUCUUUUGUUUGCCUUAUAUCAUCCUGGUUUGUGAGCCAUAUUGAGUGUUGGAAUCGCAUUGAGUUUGCUUUUUGUCUGCUUUAUAACAAAAGAUUGUUUGAGAUUCCUUAUUACAAACAAACUUCGAACUUAUGGUACAUGGAUCAAUGGUGAUAAUUCUUUACUUGACACAAAACAUUACAAAAUUAAUAAGUUUAGAUUGAGAUUAAUUAUGUUCAUGUUGUAUUCA
This is a messenger RNA of Vitis riparia (riverbank grape), 1661 nucleotides long. RefSeq lists its product as uncharacterized. Gene Ontology annotation, biological process: endoplasmic reticulum tubular network organization. Gene Ontology annotation, cellular component: endoplasmic reticulum tubular network. The transcript is spliced from 6 exons. NCBI's taxonomy places the organism in Eukaryota, Viridiplantae, Streptophyta, Magnoliopsida, Vitales, Vitaceae. The record is from RefSeq and is a predicted model, not a curated record. Bases 189 to 1397 code for a protein of 402 amino acids.